This is a messenger RNA of Fraxinus pennsylvanica, 1998 nucleotides long. The record is from the annotation of a GenBank genome assembly. NCBI's taxonomy places the organism in Eukaryota, Viridiplantae, Streptophyta, Magnoliopsida, Lamiales, Oleaceae.
AUGGAAUAUAAAGAAACAACGAAGGAAACUGAGAGAGGUUUGGACUCUCAAUUAUGGCAUGCCUGUGCCGGCAGUAUGACGCAAAUUCCACCAGUGAACACGAAGGUAUUUUAUUUUCCUCAAGGCCACGCAGAGCAUGCCUGUGGGAAUGUAGAUUUUAGGAGUUGUCUGAGGAUUCCGGCUUAUGUGCCUUGUAGAGUUUCUGCAGUUAAAUUCAUGGCAGAUCCUGAGACCGAUGAGGUUUUUGCAAAAAUUCAAUUGGUUCCUGUUAGUGGGAAUGAUGUUGAUUUUGACUAUGAUGAUGUUGAUGGAAAUAAUGGAUCAGAGAAUACAGACAAAGCCCCGUCUUUUGCGAAGACGUUAACUCAAUCAGAUGCAAAUAAUGGUGGUGGUUUUUCGGUACCUAGAUAUUGUGCGGAGACACUUUUUCCUCGUUUGGACUAUACUGCAGAUCCUCCAGUGCAGACCAUUCUUGCUAAGGAUGUUCAUGGGGAUACCUGGAAAUUCAGACAUAUAUUCAGAGGGACACCAAGGCGUCAUCUGUUGACAACAGGCUGGAGUUCAUUCGUGAACCAUAAGAAGCUUGUGGCAGGCGAUUCAAUUGUGUUUCUGAGGGCAGAAAAUGGGGAUCUUUGUGUUGGAAUCAGGCGAGCGAAGAGGGAAAUUGCUGCUGGACAUGAAGCCCCGACGGGGUGGAAUCCAGCACGUGGGAAUAGUGUUAUGCCGUAUGGAGGGUUUUCAUCAUUUCUGAUAGAAAGCGAGAACAAGUUGGCGAGAAAUGGUAACCAAAAUUCUAGUGGGAAUUCGACUGGCAGGGGAAGAGUGAAGGCAGAAUCAGUUUUUGAAGCUGCAACUCUUGCUGCUGCUGGACAGCCAUUUGAGGUGGUUUAUUAUCCUCGAGCUAGCACUCCCGAGUUCUGUGUGAAGGCUUCUCUCGUAAAAACGGCACUACAGAUUCAAUGGUACUCUGGAAUGAGGUUCAAAAUGGCCUUUGAAACAGAGGAUUCUUCGCGUGUUAGUUGGUUCAUGGGAACAAUUUCCACAGCUCAGGUUGUUGAUCCUGUUCACUGGCCUGAUUCACCUUGGCGGCUACUCCAGGUAGCAUGGGAUGAGCCUGAAUUGCUUCAAAAUGUGAAAAGUGUCAAUCCUUGGUUGGUGGAAUUAGUUUCAAACAUGCCCACCAUCCAUCUCUCUCCAUUCUCACCCCCACAAAAGAAACUGAGAUUACCACAUCCCGAGUUCUCUCUAAAUGGUCAUUAUCCUUUGCCGACUUUUUCUGGUGGGCAAUUAAUAGGUUCUGGCAACCUCUUUGGUUAUCUUCGUGACAACACUCCUGCUGGCAUGCAGGGAGCCAGGCAUGCUCAAUAUGGUUUAUCGUUAUCAGAUUUCUACAUUAGACAACUACAGUCCGAUUUUUUUCAAACUGCUUUAUCCAAGGGAGCCUUCAAUUCAAACACAAUAAACCCUGGCAAUAAUGAGAGUGUUUCUUGUCUACAAACUAUAGGAAAUUCAAUCCCUACUUCAAAGAAUUCUGAUAAUGGGAAGACGACCCCAUUUGUGCUUUUUGGUCAACCAAUACUUACUGAACAACAAAUUUCUCAGAGCAAAAGUUCUUCGAAAGGUAAUUUAGACAAUAUGAAAAAUACUUCUGAUGGACGUGAUCAUACUUUACGUCAACAUAGUACUCCAGAGCGAUUAUCAAGUGAAGGCUUUCAUCCCAAGCUCGACUUGGAGGCCAGUCAUUGUAAGGUUUUCAUGGAAUAUGAGGAUGUGGGUCGCAGUGUCAACCUUUCUUUGUUUAGUUCUUAUGAAGAACUGUGCAAAAAGUUGACAAGCAUGUUUGACAUUGAUAGUUCUAGGAUCUUGAACCAUGUUUUCUAUCAGGAUGUGACAGGUGCAGUUAGACAACUUGGCGAUGAACCCUUUAGUGACUUCAUGAAAUCAACUCGAAGGUUGAGGAUUCUAAUGGAUAGAGGCAGUGACAAUGUAGGAAUGUAG